Molecule: messenger RNA, 553 nt
Organism: Rotaria sordida
Lineage: Eukaryota; Metazoa; Rotifera; Eurotatoria; Philodinida; Philodinidae
Source: the annotation of a GenBank genome assembly
AUGUCACAUGAAGAUUAUCGUAGUUCGAACAUAAGUGAUAUUCUUGUCGGAAAUGAAGCUAGCUUGAAUGAAACAGAUAUAUGGAAAGAGAAUACAGAAUCGAUUUAUAAUAUCAAUGGUGAUAUUGAAUUUGACAAUGUGAACUUUACGUAUCCAUCUAGAAAAGAACUAUCAGUUCUGCAUAAUCUCUCUUUUAUUGCUCGUACUGGUCAGACAACUGCUCUUGUAGGUUCAAGUGGCUGUGGAAAAAGUACAUGUAUAUCACUAUUGCUUCGUUAUUAUGAGCCUUCCUUGGGUCAAAUAAAGAUCACUGGUCGGCCAAUAACAGAUUACAAUGUCAAGCAACUUCGUCAAAACAUUGGAGUUGUUAGUCAAGAACCUAUUCUGUUUAAUAUGAGUAUUUAUGAAAAUAUUCGUUUUGGUAAAGUAAAUGCUACCCAAUCAGAAAUUGAAAAUGCAGCACGAGAAGCUAAUGCACAUAAUUUCAUCAUGGAAUUACCAAAUGUUUGUACCAAAUAUUCAUAUCUAUCUAUCCAUCUAUCUAUAUAUAUAU